AUUUUCCCCCAAAAUUGUGCCUUUCAUGAAUCUUCGCUGCGUCGAAAGCCCUCUCCAUUGAAAGUUUUUCAUUUACGAACAGAAAAGAAAGAAAGAAAGAAAGAAACAAACUAUCUCUCAUUCGUUCUAUUUCUCUCUCUCUAGAACGUUCCUUAUUAUUUCUCCGCCUCCCCGACUCAACGCUGCCCUCUCUCUCCUCCCUUCCAAGCUAUCCGAAGUCUCUAACAUGUCGUCUCAAGCUAGCCUCCUCCUCCAAAAACAGCUUAAAGAUCUUUGCAAGAACCCCGUGGAUGGGUUCUCGGCGGGGCUGGUCGAUGAGAACAACAUAUUCGAAUGGAGUGUGACGAUUAUCGGGCCGCCGGAUACGCUUUAUGAAGGGGGAUUCUUUAAUGCCAUCAUGAGCUUCCCUUCCAAUUACCCAAACAGCCCUCCAACAGUGAAGUUCACUUCCGAACUAUGGCAUCCUAAUGUUUAUACCGAUGGGCGAGUGUGCAUAUCGAUUCUUCAUCCGCCUGGUGAUGAUCCCAACGGUUAUGAGCUUGCAAGUGAACGCUGGAUGCCUGUUCAUACGGUUGAAAGUAUUGUGUUGAGUAUUAUCUCAAUGCUGUCAAGUCCUAACGAUGAGUCUCCUGCCAAUGUUGAAGCAGCAAAAGAGUGGAGGGAGACGAGAGACGAAUUCAAGAAGAAAGUGAGCCGCUGCGUUAGGAAAUCACAGGAAAUCUUGUGAUCUUUCGUCCAGUGAAGAAGAGCUUCUCUGCUAUGUGUACCAAGAAGAAGAAAAAAAUCAGUCUUAAUUCAUUUUGGGUUUGGUGGUUGGGUGGGGCUGGGGUGGUUUGAUAAGUGGUCAGGGGGGAAACUGGACCAUAUGGUUUGUCUAUUUUGUUAAUCCUUUGUAGAAUUCCACUCAGAUUCUCGGCUCCCCUUCAACCUUUCUGUGUUUCUGUUUUCGCUUGUUAUGUCUCGGUUUUUGCAAUGGGGAUCAGAGUGGGGUUUUACAAACUCGAAAGAAGUCAACAAUGGUCGAAUUGCUCUUUCAUUCCCUCCAAAGUAUACAGAUUGAUUGAUUUGGUUCUGUAUGUGUCUAAUCAUUGAACUG
Molecule: messenger RNA, 1096 nt
Organism: Linum tenue
Lineage: Eukaryota; Viridiplantae; Streptophyta; Magnoliopsida; Malpighiales; Linaceae
Source: the annotation of a GenBank genome assembly